Messenger RNA from Chiloscyllium plagiosum (whitespotted bambooshark), 901 nucleotides. The record is from RefSeq and is a predicted model, not a curated record. NCBI's taxonomy places the organism in Eukaryota, Metazoa, Chordata, Chondrichthyes, Orectolobiformes, Hemiscylliidae.
CUGGGCAGGGAUUCUAUUGCAUUUGGCUGCGCUGCGCUGGGGAGACGCGGCUUCCCCACAGGCAGUGGCAAUGGCUGGGUGCAGCUCCUUUUCCCCGGCUCUCCUGCACCGAAUAGCCAAACAGUGUUGCAGGCAGCGUUUUCAGUGCGGCGGUCUCUCCUCCUCUGUCCGGGAAAAAUGCAUGGCCAGCAACCCGCUGCCGGAGCCGGCACCGAACGGGGAGGCUGCAGGAGGUAGGCUGGGAUUUGUGAAAAGCCGUGGUUUUAUCCGUGAGCCGCCGCUGCCCUUCUCUGCCUUUCUGACGGACAACUUUGGGAGACAGCACAGCUAUCUCCGGAUCUCCCUGACGGAAAAGUGUAAUCUCCGCUGUCAGUACUGCAUGCCUGAGGAAGGGGUAAAGUUGACCCCGAAGCCACAGCUGUUGACCACCGAGGAGGUCGUGACCCUGGCUCGACUGUUCGUCCGGGAGGGUGUCGAUAAAAUCCGGCUGACGGGAGGGGAACCCCUCAUCAGGCCUGAUGUGGUGUCCAUCGUCUCCCAACUGCGGGAGCUGGAUGGUCUGAAAACCAUCGCGGUUACCACUAAUGGCAUCAACCUGGCCCGCCAGCUACCGAGUCUGAAGGAAGCCGGUCUCAACCUCAUCAACGUCAGCCUGGACACGCUGGUGCCCGCCAAGUUCGAGUUCAUCGCCCGGAGGAGAGGUUUUCACAAAGUGAUGGAGGGUAUAAACAAAGCUCUCGAUGCAGGCUAUAAUCCAGUCAAGGUGAACUGUGUCGUCAUGAGGGGCUUGAAUGAAGAUGAGCUCUUGGACUUUGUGAGGCUGACAGAGAAGAAGCCUGUGGACGUGCGGUUUAUUGAGUACAUGCCGUUUGACGGUGAGUGUUAAACGCCACAUCGAAUG